CGUUCAAUUUUAAAAGCUAUAAUAUACCUAAAUAUGUACAUUCACCUUGAAAACAUUAUGUUCAUGAAUAUGAUGAUAGUUGCAGUGCUUCUCUUCUUGCUGGCUUGUACGGCUAAUCAUGUAGUGGCUAACGAGGAAAGUAGCAGUGCGAGUGUGAAUGAUCAAGCUCAGUGCAUAGAGAAAGAAAGAGAAGCUCUCCUCAGCUUUAAGAGAGUUGUAGAUCCAGGUAACAUUCUCUCCUCUUGGAUAAUCAAUAAUAGCACAAACCAAAACUGUUGCAAUUGGAUAGGUAUCACUUGUGAUAACCGAACCAAUCAUAUCAUUAAGAUUGAUUUUAGUGGUGUUUAUCAUGUUAAUACUGAUGGUUAUGAGUAUGCAAUUGGUGGUGAGAUUGGCUCCUCCUUAGUUGAGCUACAGAAGCUGCAGUACCUGGACUUUAAUGGGAACAGCUUCAGUGGAAUACCAAAGUUUAUUGGAGCUUUAAUAGAUCUCAUAUAUCUUGAUCUUGGCGGAAAUCCUAUGAGGGGAGCUAUUCCUUCCGAGCUUGGAAAUCUUACCAAACUGCAAUAUCUUGAUCUUUCAAGCUAUUCCAGGGAUAGCUCACAUAAUAAUCAAAUGAUUGCUGAAAAUUUUGGAUGGCUCUCACGCCUCACUUCUUUGAAGACAUUCAGACUCAAGAGUGCCGAUUUUACAAGAGCCGGCCUUCAAUCUUUCAAAAUUCCAUCAUCCUUACUAAACUUAGAGGUAUCAUAUUGUUUACUCCCCAAGAUCGAUACUUCUCUGUCCUUUUCAAAUUCAUCAAAUUUUCUCGAAACUCUUUCCCUAACACACAACUCUAUCCAUCCCACGGCAAUUAGUUGGUUUUUAAAUUCUACUGUGAACCUUGUUGAUAUGACCCUCGGAAACAACAUCAUAAAUGGUUUCUUUCCAGACUCCUUCGGCCAUAAAGAUUAUCUUAUAAAUGUUGAUUUAUCAGAUAACGAAGUUGGAAGUGGGUUACCGAAAUCCUUGGGGAAUCUUACCAACCUAAAAGUCUUAGACAUUUCUUAUAACAAUCUUGGUGGAACCGUACAUGAUAUUUUCGAGAUCCUAUCAUCUUCAACCAAGAAUUCCUUGGAGAUUUUGCAUUUGAGCUCUAACCAACUUCGAGGAUUAUUAUUACUUCUUGAUGAUAAGAAAACUUUCCCAUCUUUGACGCUUUUAGACCUUAGUUAUAAUUUGGUUGAAGGUCCUUUUCCCAAUUGUUUUAGUAGAUUUCCAAAUCUUCGUGAGUUGUAUUUAGACUACAACAACCUCACUGGUCUAUUGCCUGAUCUUUCUUCAAUGCCCAACUUGACAGUUUUCAGUGCAAAUAAUAAUAAGUUCAAUGGUACUUCAAUUGAUAGUAUUGGUGAGCUUUAUUUUCUUGAGAGGUUAGAUUUCUCUUCGAAUUCUCUCACAGGGGUCAUAUCUGAAGUUAACUUACGUUGUCCUAAUUUGAAAGAGCUAGACUUAUCGUAUAACUCUUUGACAAUGAAAUUUCAAUCCAAUUGGGUUCCCCCAUUUCAACUGAAAUCCAUAAGGCUCUCUUCUUGUAAGUCAGGUCCUCAAUUCCCUCGUUGGCUCCAAACACAAUUCAACCUCACACACCUAGACAUUUCCAAUAAUGAAAUUUCUGGUGAUCUUCCUAGUCACUUCGGUAAUAUAACUUCGAAGCUGUUUACUUUAAAUAUCUCUUACAAUCUUCUUAGUGGCACCGUGCCAAAAUUGUCACUACGAUCUCUCUCUACAGUUGACUUGAGUUUCAACCAAUUCCAAGGCUCUGUUCCACCUUCUCUGUCCAAUGCAACUUAUUUGUAUCUGUCCAAUAAUAACUUCAAUGAUUGUGUGUCUUUUCUCUGUGAAGUGAGAGAGGUUUCGACAGGUUUUCUUGACCUUUCCAAUAAUCAGUUAAUCGGAAGGCUGCCUGAUUGUUGGGAGAAUUUCAACACUCUUUGUGUUUUAAGGUUGAGCAACAAUAACUUUUUUGGAGAGAUCCCAAGCUCAAUUGGUUCUAGUUCAACUAGAUUUCAGACUCUACAAUUGAGGCAUAAUAACUUCUCAGGAUCUUUGCCUUCUUCAUUGAAAGACUGCAGUAAGCUUCUAGUUUUGGAUUUGGGACAUAAUAAUUUGGAACAUAUGGUACCAUGGUGGAUAGGUGAAAGAUUAACAAAGUUGGUUUUUCUUAGUCUCAAAUCAAAUAAAUUCUACGGAUAUGUACCAUCAAAUCUUUGUCAUCUUACUAAGAUUCAAAUAUUGGAUCUCUCCCAAAAUAAUUUGUCUGGAGCCAUCCCUUCAUGCCUUGAGAAUUUCACCUCAAUGGUACUUGAACAAAAAUUUGACGAUCAUAUCACCAGCACAAUAGUUUUCAAGACUGGUCCGCUUGAAAGUACCUUAUUUGGUAGUUUUCAAAACAAUGCAUGGAUCAUUUGGAAAGGAGUAGAGUAUGAAUACGGUAAGAUUCUUGGAUUGCUAAGAAUUAUUGAUCUUUCAAGCAACAAAUUGAAUGGAAAUAUCCCAUUUGAAGUAACUAGUCUUGUACAAUUGGUUCAGCUAAAUCUAUCAAGAAAUGAAUUGAGUGGAAGCAUUCCAGAGAAUAUAGGGAACUUGACUAAGCUAGAAUCAUUGGAUUUGUCUCACAAUAAGCUUUCUGGGAAGAUUCCCACAAGCUUGGCUGUAGUAACUUUGUUGAAUUACUUGGAUUUAUCAAAUAAUAGAUUAUUAGGGAGAAUCCCUGCAAGUACUCAAUUACAGAGCUUUAACGCUUCUUCGUACCUUGAUAAUCUUGCACUGUGUGGACUUCCUCUAACAAGCUUUUGCCCCGGAGAUGAGACAGUAUUGCCAAGUCCUGCUAGUUCAAAUGGGGACGAUGGGAAAUGGUUUAACAUGUCAUCAUUUUACAUUGGAAUUUGUGCGGGCUUCCUCAUUGGAUUUUGUGGGAAUUUUCUGCUGGACUCUUCUUGGAGAUUUGCUUAUUUUCAGUUCAUGCGUAUUUUUGGAGGCUGGCUUUACCAGAUGAUUAUUACCCUCUUAAAAAGGGCUGGAUUAAGAGGAAAGCAAGCUUGGCAAUAACAAAACACUACUGCUGGUGAAGAUGUGGACGUGGCGAGGAAGAUGACAGAGCUAUCACAUGAGUAUUUGUGUAUUAUCUUUUGUAAGAUGUAAAAUUAUAUUUCAGUACCAAUAUUUCAAGAACAUGUCAUGGUAAUAUUUUCUUUGUGUUCGUUUGUAAGAUCUAAUAUGCCAACAUUGAAUUCAUAUAUAUAUAUAUAUAUAUAUAUACUUCCAUGUCA
Messenger RNA from Humulus lupulus (European hop), 3311 nucleotides. Its product is annotated as receptor-like protein EIX2. Lineage: Eukaryota; Viridiplantae; Streptophyta; Magnoliopsida; Rosales; Cannabaceae. The record is from RefSeq and is a predicted model, not a curated record. The transcript has 2 exons. Gene Ontology annotation, molecular function: protein binding. Bases 34 to 3090 code for a protein of 1018 amino acids.